Molecule: messenger RNA, 2181 nt
Organism: Condylura cristata (star-nosed mole)
Lineage: Eukaryota; Metazoa; Chordata; Mammalia; Eulipotyphla; Talpidae
Gene: SYT3
Product: synaptotagmin III
Exons: 11
Coding region: 265-1656 (463 amino acids)
Biological process (GO): calcium-ion regulated exocytosis; cellular response to calcium ion; regulation of dopamine secretion
Cellular component (GO): membrane
Molecular function (GO): clathrin binding; calcium-dependent phospholipid binding; SNARE binding
Source: RefSeq, a predicted model, not a curated record
CGGGAGGUGGAAGGGAGGGGGUGACUGGACCUCCUGGAGGUCGCCUGGGGUCGAGCAGCUGGCCUGAGUAAGACGAGAUGUGAGGUUCAGAUCGACCUUUUUCUCCCCCCGCCCCCCAGACCCGGCACCCCUUCUCACCACCUGGCGCGUGGGGCCAGGUCUGCAGCCCCUGGUCCGCCCUACAACCCCCAUGGGCUGCCGCCAGCCGCCGCCUAGGCUGCCAUCCAGGACACGGCAGGGAUAAGCGCAGGCCCCGCCGCCACCAUGUCGGGGGACUACGACGACGACCUGUGCCGGAGGGCCAUCGUCCUGGUCUCGGAACUCUGCACACGGGUGCGAGACGCCGACACCAGCGACAGGUGCCAGGAGUUCGACAACCUGCGGAUCCGAGGCUACCCCCGGGGUCCGGAUGCAGUUUCCUCAUCCGUGGCAAUAAGAAGUCACCCUGUGGGGAUCAUAAGUCAGUGUCUCGGGGGGCAGUGGGGAGAGUCAAGUGCCAGAAUCCACCACCGGGCCUGGAACAAGCUGGCCCCCACGCCCCUGCUGGGCCCGCACCACCAUGCGCACACGGCCCACCACCCGCCCUUCGCCGAGCUGCUGGAGCCGGGCAGCCUGGGGGGCACCGACCCCCCUGAGCCCUCCUACCUGGACAUGGACUCCUACCCAGAGGCCGCCGCGGCCGCGGUGGCCGCGGGGGUCAAGCCCAGCCAGACGUCCCCUGAGCUGCCUUCCGAGGGCGGGGGCUCUGGGCUGCUCCUGCUGCCCCCCAGCGGCGGGGGCUUGCCCAGCGCCCAGUCGCACCAGCAGGUCACCAGCCUGGCACCCGCCACCAGGGCCUGUCGGGGUCCAGUGGCCAGCAUGCCGCUUACCGGGCUGCAGCAUGGGCGUCGGUCGGGGAGGCGGCCGGGGCUUCCUGAGGCAGAGGUGUCUUGGCUAAACCUGCAGGUGCACAGGAAGACCCUGAACCCCGUCUUCAACGAGACCUUCCAGUUCUCCGUGCCGCUGGCUGAGCUGGCGCAGCGCAAGCUGCACUUCAGCGUCUACGACUUCGACCGCUUCUCGCGGCACGACCUCAUCGGCCAGGUGGUGCUGGACAACCUCCUGGAGCUGGCCGAGCAGCCCCCCGACCGCCCGCUGUGGCGGGACAUCGUGGAGGGCGGCUCGGAAAAGGCAGACCUUGGGGAGCUCAACUUCUCACUCUGCUACCUCCCCACGGCCGGGCGCCUCACCGUGACCAUCAUCAAAGCCUCUAACCUCAAAGCGAUGGACCUCACUGGCUUCUCGGACCCCUAUGUGAAGGCCUCUCUGAUCAGCGAGGGGCGGCGUCUGAAGAAGCGAAAAACCUCCAUCAAGAAGAACACGCUGAACCCCACGUACAACGAGGCGCUCGUGUUCGACGUGGCCCCCGAGAGCGUGGAGAAUGUGGGGCUCAGCAUCGCCGUGGUAGAUUAUGACUGCAUUGGGCACAACGAGGUGAUCGGUGUGUGCCGCGUGGGCCCAGAAGCCGCCGACCCCCACGGCCGGGAGCACUGGGCUGAGAUGCUGGCCAACCCCCGCAAGCCCGUGGAGCACUGGCAUCAGCUGGUGGAGGAAAAGACUUUGACCAGCUUCACAAAAGGCAGCAAAGGAUUGUCAGAGAAGGAGAACUCAGAGUGAGGGGUCUGGCCUAGGCCCGGAUCGGACCAGGCCCCCUCGGGCCCCUCCCCUUUCUGCCCGGACCGUGAAUUCAUCUCCUCGAAGCCAUAAUGUCUGAGCUGUAUGGUGCGGGGCCAUCGGGCUGCCUGUCCUUCCACCCCAGUGGUGUGAGGGUGGAGGAAGGCGGACCUAGCUCCGUGUUUCAGGGUGGGGGGCUUCAGUCUCCACUGUGUCUGUCUUCCCUUCUCUGGGGCUCCCCUUCCAGGCGAGGGGCUGUGCAUGUCUGGGGGACACCUGGCACCCCAGAUCCUUUGUCUCUGUCUUUGCUGUUUGUUCGAGACUAAGUGUCCUGACCCCUGUUCUCUCUCUGAAUGUCAACGACCAAUCCUCUGUGUUCCCGACACCCCCACACACCCGUGUCUUCCCCUUCUGUUCCCCACAUCCCGCGUCUGGCCGAUCCCCCCACUGCUGCUGCUAUCAAUGCCAGAAUAAAUACACACCGUGGGUCUCACUCCACAUGGGGCUCCUGUCUUCUCUCAGCCGAGG